Culex pipiens pallens (northern house mosquito) is the source of this 5638-nucleotide messenger RNA. RefSeq lists its product as uncharacterized. The record is from RefSeq and is a predicted model, not a curated record. Lineage: Eukaryota; Metazoa; Arthropoda; Insecta; Diptera; Culicidae. The transcript has 2 exons. The coding region runs from base 447 to 3695 and encodes 1082 amino acids.
UGAGCGACCUCUAGUGGGGGGUAAUUUUGACGUUUGAUUGCCUAGUCCGACGACGAUCAGCUGGUUGAGUCCAGCAGCAGAAUUCAAGAAACUGCACUAUGGGUGCAGAUCAUGAAUUUGGUGGUCAAAAUUAUGGAAAGAAGUUCAAUGUGUUUUGAACAGUAACCGAACAGCGAAAAUUUGAAUCGUCAUUCUUCGAUGCUUUGCGCCAUCUGCCGGAAUUAUGGAGCUUUUGAUCGCAAAUUGGCUCCUGAAAUUAAGCCUAAAUUUGAGAUAUUAUUGUUCACAACGAUAAAGCUAAUUUUUCUGAGUAUAAUGGCCCUUUGUACGACCGCAAAUGAUUUAAAAUGGAUUUUCAAAUCAAUUAAUCGGGGAGACGUUGACAAUUUUUUAAAUUUAAGGCCACAAGAAAUGUGAUCCAGAAACCGUGAAUAAAUGUUAAUUUAAUGAUGGAAUUACGUGAUGUACCAGAUAGCAGCAUAUUAUCUUCAUCUUCCUUUGCUACGCAGAAUCGCAUACAGAAUGGGAUACCACUUUUACUGAUUUCUUUUCGUAGUCAAAGCAAUAGUUUCAGAAAACAUUCAAGUAAUGUGAAUAGUCAUCCAGAAUCAUUGCUACAAUCAGUUCAAUAUUCGGAAUAUCCAGAACAUCAUUCUUAUCAAUCAAAUAUAUAUCAUCACAUUAGAAAUCCUGCAUCUGAGAACGUUCAUGAACAUAAUAGUGUAAAAAUCAUUAAGUCGUGGCCGGAAGAUACAUUUUACACAUUAUUUGCAGCAACUUUCACAUUUGUUGGUGUUCUCAUAGCAGUAGUGUGGAUAAUUAUUUGGCUUAGAAAUAACAUUUGGCGUAGAAGAGAAAUAUCGACGAAGACAAGUAACAUUAAAGAACAUUUUACAAAGAUGGAUGAAAAUAAAGACAAGCUUCGGGAAGCAUCUAAAGUGAAUACAUGUUUACAAAUAACCAUUACAGAUACAGAAUCACAUGAUUUACUAGUCGAGGAUACAUUGACUGCAGAAAAUGAUAUAGCUCGAGACAAAAUAACAAGUCGUCAUAUGAAUAUGCGUCAAUUAGAGACUUCACAACAGACGAUCAAACAGAAUUGCCAAGAGAAAAAAAUAAAUAAAAAAACUCGAAAACAAAUAAUAAAAACGGAAAAUGUGAUCAUAGUAAAUGUUGGUGAAAAAGAUGGGGAAUGUUCAUUUUCUCGUUUAAAACUCCGUAAAAACAAACAUGUAGAUGCUGAGGUCGAGGAAAUAAGAGCAAAAGAUUCCGAUCAAACCUUAGCCUCAAUAAAAAAUGAAAUGCAUUCAAGAGAACAAAUGUUAGAUCAAAAGUUAGAAGAUAAUUUUGAAAAGCACUCAGAGAUUAGCUAUGAAUGUGAUAAAGAUUCUUCAAAUAAUUCAGAUACGUCGUCUUCCUUUACCUUUAUACCACCUCCAACACCGUCAUCCAUUUCGUCAUCUGUAAUUUCGUCAGCUGUUAACAUUACACCGAACACUAUCAUGGGAAGUUUUAACAGUGCUUGUGAAGUCAGUCAACAGUUCACGUUUUCACCUAAACUGGUGAAUGAAUAUAAAUCUGAAAAAUCAUCUGAUAACCAGAAAAUUGUUGGAAUCGGUUCAAAGACCGCAAAUUCAUAUUACCGUUUUCCUGAUGUGGACACCUUCACUCCUCCUUCUAUUCAAUAUGAUGAAAAACCCUCGAAAAGAAUAUCUCUUAUUUAUCCUUGCAUUUCGCCAAAACAUCUUAAGCAAAAUGAUGCGUCAAAUUAUCUGGUACAACAGGUAGAUCAGACGACGUUCAACAAUAUUCAUGAGAUAACUGAACAAUCGAAUCAUCUUGCUCAAAAUAGUGCCUGUCUAAGUGAUCGAGCAUCAAGGCGAGCCCGGCUGAAGUCUAUUUCUCUAGACUCGGAAGGAGCCCGAUUAGUAGAAGAAAACCUGUCUUCUGGUAUUCCCGUGGAGGAGUUGGUAGAAAGAGCAGCAAACCAGGCGCAUUAUUCAUCUGCAGAAAACCAGUCGCAGCCAACUGAAAUGGCUGCUAGUAGCAGUUCUGCAUCCUGCAGAAAGCAACGAAAUAUCUUGAAUCUAAAAUUGAAUUUAAAUGAUAAAGAUAAGACAUUACCGGUUGAUGAAGAGUACAGACUAAAUGAUUUCUUUUUCGAAUACUAUGAUUACGAUGACGAAGAAGACACCGAGGGUAGAGUUAAAUUGAACCGUGGUGCAGCUUACACUGAAAAACAUCCAAAUCAGUUCUCUCAGAGGCUCCAACCAAAGACACCCACCUUGAACCUGACACGCGAGAAAGCCAACUCCCUCGAUUCAGAACAAUAUCUGAAUUAUCUUUUACCUACAACAAAUCAGACGUUGUAUGGACCCGAAAAAGAAGAACAAGAGCUUUCAAGCAAAUCUUCUACGACGUCAAUUCGCGUUUCUUCACUAUCGGUUCCAACUACACCGAAACGACAGUUCCAUAGGUUACCACAUCAGCAACAGCUGGUUUUUGGCAAAUCCAAACAGAACGGAAAUAUCAAUGACAACUGUUCUGUCGUCUCCAACAGCCCAUCAUCGGAUCGGUAUUUACUAAGCGGGUUUAAGCAUAGGCUUUGCAGUUUUGAUGAAAAGACCUGCGUAUAUAACAAUCAAAUGGUUACCGAAGCUGAAAGUUUAUCAUCGAGCAUUCGAAUAUUAUCGAAUGAUCAAAGUGUCACAAAUUUGAGAUCAAGACAAGUUUUUUCCAGUAGUUUCACUGAUAGACAGCUGAAGACGAUAUCAAUAGACAAUCCCAACAAGAACAGAUCCAGUAUUCUACAAAGAAGAGGCUCAAACCACAGUCUAACAUUAAACUUAGAAGCAUCCUCAACUUUGAAUAAAGGGCUUUCAGCAUCUAAUUUUAGCUUGGGAAACCAUAAAGGAUCUUAUCAUAACUUGGUCAGUUCUUCAAGUAAUCUAAACCAUCAUCAGUCAGAUCAACAGUCAAGCCAUCAACAGCGACCUCUAAACGUAAAAACAAAAAAAAACCUUUUGCAGCGGCGUGGUUCCAACACAAGCCUUGUAUUGAACUUGCAAGGUUCUACCAACAGUCUGAACCGAUACAACAGUCACAACUCUCUAAAUAUUCAUAAUCAACCCAACAAUCGCCCGUUGAAGAAAGGACUUAUCGAGAGAAGAAAUUCGAAUACAAGCUUGACUUUGUUCAACGAACAAAAUCCUGCGUUAUCAGUUUCCAACUGCAACCUUCCCGGGUCAAACUGUAGCUUAAAUAGCAUGGUCACAUACCAUACGCAAAACGAUGGUCUGAUGUUGGAAGAAGACGAACAUCAAGUAGCUUCUAACAAUAACCAAUCGAAUUAUUGUGGAAGAGUAGAUUCUAAUGCAACUAACGAAUCCCACUUAUCAUUAAGCUGUGCACAACAUUCUUCACGAAGAAAAUUUCUCAGCUCUGAUAGCAUUCACAAUAUUGCUCGUUCUAGAGCUUUAUGCUGUUGUCAGCAAGAAGUGAGCAACGUAAAAAAUCUGCGUAUCUCACAUAAUCGAGAUAUUGAUGAUUCAUGUAGUGGUGAGUAUAACCUACUAAAAAAAGGUGCAGGUGGUUAUGUUCUACAUGACCAAUAUAACAAAGAACUUUGUACAAAACUCCUAAAAAAUUAUUUUAUUUUAUAUUUUCAAAUCAUUGCCUAUUUAUUUAAUCCUUAAUAAUUCAUUUCAAAUAAAUGUUUUCAAUCUUUGGCACCUCUGUGAAAAUAAAUUGCGAAAACACGAAAAUAUUGCCAAAACAAGUAUGGUUCGGAAAAUGUCCCCCCGGGAGGACCUCCCAGAGGGAACCGGCCACCAUAGACAAACAGACGUGACUCUCCAUACAAAUUAUUUUUGAAAUCCAUCGUCCUUCAUCAAAUCUCCAAAUCACGGCGACGUUAGCGCUGCCUGGUGAGCUUAUGCCGAAGCUCAGCCCAAACACACCAAUACAAACCCAUUACUGUCAUGUGUCAUGUCAGUGUAUGCGUGAGACAAUCAAGCCUUAACGAUUGUAAACAUUAGCAGCUGAUUCGAAAUAAUGUUGUUGUUGCUGAUCAUCAGUAACAAAAUCAAAAUAAAUAAAUCAAGACCGACGGCCGAAAAUGACGGUGGGUCGGUUCCGUUUCCGAUGGCAGAACCUCGUGAGGCAAAUCAUGUGGCAGCACCUGCAGCGAUGCAAACACAAUGACAGAAACCACACCACUGGUCCUCCCCGUUGCUUGCAUGUUCCGUCUAAGAUUCCUCCUCCACCGAAAACAUGAACCAUUACACCUGACACCAUCAUCAACAAGAUAUCCCGGUCACGAAAACACUAGUAGUGGCCACCGGAAUAGGAAAAUCCAAUUCAAAACUAACGGAAUUGAUCCCCACGAUAGGCGUUUGGAAACACCUGCAGGUAGCGUGUCCACGGCGCAAUUAUGUUGCCAGCCAACAAAACCAAAUGGGCCGAAUGAGACGAAAAAAAUCGCGAAGAGUGGCGCUCACGAUCGACGCAACAUCGUCAAAAUGCCAAAAGGACGACCAGCAGCAGCAAUCUGAGCAGCAGUCCGCGAAGGAUAAGCAGGUUGCUCCGAAGGAGAUGACUCCACCACAGGAUCCAGCCUAUCUGGUUAAUAGUGGGGUAAAGGGUAUGCCCUCGCUAGUCAGACGCUCAUCUGACUCUGGCCGAAACUUCCCCAAAUUUGACCCGCAAAGUCUGGAUAGUGGAUUACCGUUGGAUUUUCUGAAUUUCAUUAUAUUUUUUUUGUUUUCAUUUGCUGCCUCACACGUGCUCACGCUCAACCUAAAAACUAAAAAAAACCACGCAUCACACACACUGAGAAAAGACGGGCGAGUUGUCACGACAGCAGCGCCAUCAUUGCCGGGUGAGUGGAUGCCGAAACAAAAUUGCAUUUGAAAUAGCCGUUUUUGAAGGACGAUGGUUCGGCACUCGAGUGUCCCGUCUGUUUGUCUGUGCGGCCACUCUAGGUUGUGACCACCAUAAUCAAAAUGGUAAUUUUCAUGUCCAGUAUCAAAACCAUGAAUUUUGAUACCCAUAUUGCCCCUAGUCGUAUGGUUCGAUUAAUGUCCCCCCGGUAGAAACAUCCCGAGGGCACUGGCUACUCCGGGUGUGGCCAAUCCGGUCAAAAUGGCAAUUUUCAUACCAGUUUCAAAAACCAUGAAUUUUGAUACCCAUAUUGCCCCAAGUCGUAUGGUUCGAUUAAUGUCCCGCCGGUAGAACCUUCCCCAGGGCACUGGCCACUCCGGGUGUGGCCAAUAGCCUAUAAAUGUGGUCCCAACCCCAUUGCCUUAAAUCAUUCUGGUUUUUCGGUGAACGUCCUAACAAUCUUCAUUAGAACAGAAUUCCUCCCAAUUUAGUGCACAAACUGUGUCUUUCAAUGUGUGCGUGUGUGUGUGUGUGUGUGUGUGUGUGUGUGUGUGUGUGUGUGUGUGUGUGUGUGUGUGUGUGUGUGUGUGUGUGUGUGUGUGUGUGUGUGUGUGUGUGUGUGUGAGCAAUAAAACUACCACCGUUGAUCCGUCUUUGAUGAAACCACGAUAGGCACUGUAAUUUUCUGAGGCUAAGUGCUAGCUUAAAUAGUUCGCAUGAAAUGUGGCAACAGUGGUGCAACAUUCUCGCGUGACAG